Messenger RNA from Sarcophilus harrisii (Tasmanian devil), 825 nucleotides. RefSeq names its product isopentenyl-diphosphate Delta-isomerase 1-like. Gene Ontology annotation, biological process: isoprenoid biosynthetic process; isopentenyl diphosphate biosynthetic process. The coding region runs from base 133 to 816 and encodes 227 amino acids. Gene Ontology annotation, molecular function: isopentenyl-diphosphate delta-isomerase activity. The record is from RefSeq and is a predicted model, not a curated record. Gene Ontology annotation, cellular component: cytoplasm. The transcript is spliced from 5 exons. Lineage: Eukaryota; Metazoa; Chordata; Mammalia; Dasyuromorphia; Dasyuridae.
UUGAAAGGGAAGGUAGUAUGGAACUGAGUUGGUUUACUAAGAGAUUGAGAGGAGGGGAAAGAAUAUAACAAGCCCAAAGAUGAUAACCUGAGAAAGAAUGCAGAAGAGAAGGUAGGAUAAAGACUGAAAACUAUGUCAAAAGAAAAUAGUAGUCACUUGGAUAUGUAUCAAGUGGGGCGCUUGGCAGAGUUAUGCAUCAUUAUUGAUGAAAAUGAUAAUGUGAUUGGUGCGGAGGACAAGAAGACAUGUCAUUUGUAUAAAAACAUCCAAAAAGGGCUCUUACAUCGAGCUUUCAGUGUUGUCUUGUUCAAUAGCAAAAAUCAACUACUGGUGCAGGAGAGAUCAGACUGUAAAAUUACCUUUCCAGGGUACUUUACAGACUCUUGUUCUAGUCAUCCAUUAAGCAAUACCCUAGAACUGGAUGAAAACAAUGCAAUUGGAGUAAGGAGAGCAGCACAGAGAAGAAUACAGGCUGAGUUAGGCAUUCCUCUGGAACAGGUUCCCUUGGAUGAUAUCAUCUAUAUGACACGCUACCAUUACAAGGCUCAAUCAGAUGAGACUUGGGGAGAACAUGAAAUUGCUUAUCUGCUAUUGAUGACAAAGGAUGUAACUUUGAAUCCUGAUUCAAGAGAGCUGAAAAAUUAUUACUAUAUGUCAAAGGAAGAAUUAAAAGAGCUCCUGGCAAAAGGAGAAAGAAGAGAAGCUAAGAUUACUCCAUGGCUAAAACUCAUGGCAGAAAAUUUUCUCUUUAAGUGGUGGGAUAGUCUACCUAAUGUGAAUCAUUUUCUUGACCAUAAAACAAUACACAGACUAUAAAAACCACAA